ACCCCCCAAGAAAAAAAAAAAAAAAAAAAGGAAAAAAAAAAAAGAGGGCGUGGGGGGUGGGGGGAUCCCGUGUCGCCGCCGCCACCCUCCGCUGGAUCUAUUGUCAGGGAAGGAGGAAAUUGGCAGCCGGCGGCAGCGGCGGCACAUCUGGGCGGGCACAUCUGGGCAUGCAACAUCGGCUCCCGCCCGCCGCCGCCGUCCUCCAGCCGGCCGAGCGGAUCCCUCCGGGGCCCCCGCGGGGCGGCUCCGGCUCGCCAGCCCCGGGGCCCAUCUUUCGGGCUGAAUUAUUAAACCUGGCAGCGCGGGGGGGGGGGGUGGGGGGGAAAAAAAAACUGCUUUUUUUUUUUUUUUUUUUUUUUUUUUUUUUUCCCCCAUUCUCUCUCUCUUUUUUUUUUUUUUUUUUCCUUUCCCCCGGGAUCUAUUUCAUGGGGAUGUGUUCAAGGCAAGAGCGGAUUCAGAAGGAUAUUGACAUUGUGAUCCAAAAGUGCAAGGCGGAGAAGGACUGCCUGUUUGCAGAUUUCAGGUAUUCAGACUCCACCUUUACCUUCACCUACACUGGAGGCUCCAAAAGUGUAUCCUAUUCAGUGCAUGUCUCUGAGGACUACCCAGAUAACACGUAUGUUUCCAGUUCUGAUAACGAUGAAGAUGUGUUAGUAACAACAGAGCCAAUUCCAGUAAUUUUCCACCAAAUUGCUACAGAAUUAAGAAAAACUAGCGAUGUCAACUAUUGCUUAUCCAUAAAAUCAAAAUUACAGAGGGAGAAUGGAGAGGAGUCACAUCACAACAGCACAGUGGAAGAAGAUUCUGAAGGGGAUAAUGAUUCUGAAGAAUUUUAUUAUGGAGGACAGGUUAGCUAUGAUGGAGAACUUCACAAGCAUCCACAGUUGGAAGCUGAUUUGACAGCAGUGAGAGAGAUCUAUGGACCUAAUGCAGUAUCUCUCAGGGAAUAUGGAGCCAUUGAUGAUGUAGAUAUUGAUCUGCAUAUUGAUGUUAGCUUUCUUGAUGAAGAGAUUGCUGUGGCUUGGGAUGUAAUUCGCACAGAGCCCAUAGUAGUGCGAUUGCAUUGUUCGCUUACACAGUACUUAAAUGGCCCAGUGCCAACUGUGGAUGUAUUUCAGAUCUCUACUAAGGAGAGAUUUGGGCUGGGACAUCAGCUGAAAAAAAUCAUGCAGACAUUUGUAACACAACAGUGGAAGAACAGCAAAGAAAAAUCUAAUUGUACGCACAAUAAGAAGGUGUCUGACAAAAAGGUGAAAUCUCCUCUGCACAUCUUUUCUACACUGCGCAGGUCGCCAAGUUAUCCUCCACCUGGCUGUGGUAAAAAUAAAUCAAAACUGAAGUCAGAACAGGAUGGCAUCUCCAAAACUCACAAGCUGCUGAGGAGGACUUGCUCUAGCACAGUAAAGGCAGAGGAUGUGUGUGCCACAAAAUCUCACAGAACCUUUGGCCGCUCGUUGUCUAGUGACCCUAGGGCUGAACAGACAAUGGCUAUUAAAUCGCACAAACUGUUGAACCGUUCUUGCUCUGCAGCUGUCAAGCAGGAAGAGUGCAUCACUUUAAAGCCUCAUAAGUUAUUAAGUAGGUCGUGUUCUGGGGAUACUCGAUGUGAGCACAACAGCACCUUGAAGCCACAUAAACUUUUAAAUAGGUCUUACUCUAGUAAUCUUAGAAUGGAAGAAUUGGAUGGAUUGAAGAAUCAGAAGUUACUCAGCAAGACCUACUCCAAUGCCCCUAAAUCAUCCAAAAUGGAGCCUUUCAAGGAGUCCAACAUAGUAGAGGGCAGGAGGCUCUCUCUUACCUCAGGGCUUAUUGGUAUCUUAACACCAUCUUCAUCAUCACCUUCACAAGCUGCUCAAAAUUAUGGUGCAAAAUGCAUUCCAGUACGAGAUCGUGGCUUUCUUGUGCAGACUAUUGAAUUUGCUGAGCAGCGGAUACCAGUAUUGAAUGAAUACUGUGUUGUUUGUGAUGAACCCCAUGUGUUCCAGAAUGGCCCUAUGCUGAGGGUAAGUUGUAUGCUUGCUGGGAUAAACAAUACAUUUUCUAAUGCUGUAAGAACACAUGCAGAAGUGGUUGAUCUGUUAGUAUCCAUGUGUCGGUCUGCAUUAGAGUCACCUAGGAAAGUUGUCAUUUUUGAGCCAUAUCCUUCUGUAGUUGAUCCUAAUGAUCCUCAGAUGCUGGCCUUUAACCCCAGGAAGAAGAAUUAUGACCGAGUCAUGAAAGCAUUGGAUAGUAUCACUUCUAUUAGAGAGAUGACACAGGCACCUUACUUGGAAAUAAAGAAGCAGAUGGAUAAACAAGACCCACUUGCACAUCCUCUUCUACAAUGGGUUAUUUCUAGUAACAGAUCACACAUUGUGAAGCUUCCAGUGAACAGGCAACUAAAGUUUAUGCACACUCCCCACCAGUUCCUACUUCUCAGCAGUCCACCAGCCAAAGAAUCCAAUUUCCGAGCUGCUAAAAACCUUUACGGAAGUACCUUUGCAUUUCAUGGUUCACACAUUGAAAAUUGGCAUUCCAUCCUGAGGAACGGCUUGGUUGUUGCUUCCAAUACGAGGCUGCAGCUCCAUGGUGCAAUGUUUGGAAGUGGAAUCUACCUUAGUCCAUUGUCAAGCAUAUCAUUUGGUUACUCAGGGAUGAACAAGAAGCAGCAGAAGGUGUCAGCUAAAGAUGAACCAGCUUCAAGCAGUAAGGGCAGUAACACAUCACAGUCACAGAAGAAAGGACAACAGUCACAGUUUUUGCAAAGCCGUAACUUAAAAUGCAUAGCCUUAUGUGAAGUGAUAACCUCAUCUGAUCUGCACAAACAUGGGGAGAUAUGGGUAGUUCCCAAUACAGAUCAUGUGUGUACAAGAUUUUUCUUUGUUUAUGAAGAUGGUCAAGUGGGUGAUACAAGUAUAAAUACACAGGAACCAAGCAUUCAUAAAGAGAUUCUUCGAGUCAUUGGCAAUCAAACUGCUACUGGUUAAAAGGACCACUGUUAUUUAAUUGAUGUGAUUUGGAAGCCUUCCUCAGUCUCAAAGCUGGAUUUUGAACUGAAGAAGAUGCAAAAAACUAAUUUAUUAUUAUUAUUCUAAGCAAAUUAACCCUUUGAAUACUUACUGUUUUCUUACUUAGUAUUUCUUAUCUCAUCAAAAUACCUGAGAUGGUAUGAAUUAGCAACUGUAGGGUGCAAAGUAUAUACUACAACUUAUAAUAAUUAAACAGGCAUUUGGGUUGCUCACAAUAAACAGACUUUAAAAAAGGAGUUUUGUGCUGAUAUUUUUAUAUUAACUCUUCAAUUUGAGGUUUUAGUACUGUAUACUGGUAUUUUAAAUUUAGCAUGAGAGAAUUAUAAGCAAGAGAGAAGAUUUUAUAGCGGAGAACCUGUAUUAUACAGGAUACUUUGCAAUAAGUAAAAUAUUCUCAUAUUUAAACACAAUAAAAGGUUGUCUGGAACAUGUCAAAAAGAUUGGUUACCUGCAGCUAUCUUUGAUUCAUUUUAUUUUACACAGGUGUAGCCAGGAUUUAGAGUCAAAAGGUUAAAACGACAAUACAUUUUUGACGUAAUGAAUGAAACAAAGUAAAGUAAUGACUCUGAUUGUGUAUGUUUAGUGUUUUUUAUCCUCUCUGGAAACUCUGUCUUAUCCGUUAAGUGGCUCAAUUAUAUUUUUUAAUUAAACAAGAUUAGCAAACACCUGGAAAUCCAGAAGCUGUUAACUUUCUUUCUUUCUACAAGUUUGGUUUUUAUACACUGGAUUUUACGGUUUCUUCAGAAAAACAAAGUUCUUUAAUGUUUUCAUCCUAACAUUAUCAAGAUUGGUCUGUGGCUAAAUUUAUCUAAGUAAGUAAAAGUACCUGCUAAAUUAGAGCUUUAAUAUGAUUGGGUUGAUUUUUGGUACAUCAAAAAAUAUAAACAAAUGCAAAAUUUUACUGACUUUCUCUAUGUGAAAUAUUUUUGUUAAUUUAUUUCUAAGGAAAAAGAAAUCAGUUAAAAUCUCUGUCCUUUAAAGUAAUUGUUUUUUUCCAAGUAAGCAUGAUGGCAACACAGUUAGGGCCUAGUCUCCAUGGCAUAAAGAAUAUCCUGUGCCCUCAACAGCUCUCGCAGUAGCCAUUCUGCACGUGGUUGUCCAGGCCACCAGAGAAAGUAAAAAGAGACUGAAUUACCUAUUAUGUGUUUUUUGUUUUUAAUAAAGAUACUGAAGAGCCAAGUAAAAGCAUAGCAGAGAGACCAGCUAGUGUUUUUUUUUUUUUUUUUUUUUUUUUAAAUAGAAUUCCAUUAGGGAGAUAAUGUUCACAUUUACUGAUAAUGGGUGAUUCCCUGUUUUUAGUCCCAAGUUAUACUCCCAUAUUCCUUGCUGCAAUGGAAAUGCCCUGCAAGUAAAAUAAUAUUACUGGGACAUACUUAAAGUAUUUUUUAGCAUUCCAGACUUAUUUGCUGGUGACCUCCAUUUUUCUGAGUUCACACCUGACCUGUCCACCCAAUUCUGUUUUCAAAACCCAUUUUGCUAUUGAAUUUCUGUUGACUUUCACAAUCAUUUGGUGGACACCUCAUGUGAGAACCACUACUCUAAUUGUUAUCUUUUGUGACACAGUUUAACAUUUUGAAACAAAGAGGAUUCCUGAAAUUUAUCUAUCUACAUAAAGACUGCAUUAGGUUAUGUAACUCCACAAAAUCAGCAUAAUUCAGAAGUAGAGCUGAAAACCUGGAAUACCCAUCCCCCCAUAUUUUGUCCUGCAAUAUGUGUCUGAAUCUCUCUUUUUGCAGAACCUGGAAAGAGACGAGAAAGCAAGUCCACAAAUUGUCCUGCAAGUCCUUCAUUGACUUGCUGGCUGUCUGUUCACCUCUCUGAGGGACCUCAAAAAAAUAAAAAAGAACAGAAGAUGACCAUGAAUGAACUGGAGAAGCCAAGUAAGCAGUCGUCUUCCCAGUCCCCUCAAGUUACAGCAGCAUCAUAAAUGAACCCUUUUGAAGAAACGUUGAGUGUGCCUAUUGGAUUGAGUUAGCUUUGCUUUGCACGGUGGUGUCAUGAUGCUGACCAUGUGUGUGGUGCCCUAAGUACAAUCACUGGAAAGGGAGAGAAAACAUAUGUCUGCCAAAUUUUAAGACUGCUCAGAAGAUUGUCUUAAAUGGAUGAGAGGGAGGAAGGGAAAGGGGAGAAAAGCAGGCCCCAGAGAUGUACAAGAUCUUGCUGCUAUAUAGGCCUGCUUCAGGGAUUAUCAAGGGGACUGGCUGAAGUAUGGGGGUGAAGGAGGAUGACCAAGAGUAAAAGACGGUAUGAUGAGCAUAGGCACUGGGACAGGACAAGCCUGUAAAGGAGAAGGACAGGUCUGAAGGGGCAGGUAGUUUGUUGGUAGGAAAGCUUAAAAAACAACAAAAGUGUUAGCAGCUGAGGUCCCAUCCUUUGUGUGGUGAGAAAACAUGGAGGUAACAAAGCUUCAGCAUGGGGAGAAGUGCAGCAUUGUACUCGGGGGAGCUGGGCCACCUUCAGAGGUGGAAAGGAUGCCUGGCACACUUGCAAGGACACAAGCCCAGUAUUGCACACAGAGCAAUGGAAUUAAACAACAAUUCACUUGCUACACAGUAACUCAGUAAUUUUUUUCCUGAGCCAAAACGGUAAUGGGAAACUUCUUGGUGUUGCGUUACCUGCUGGUGAAAAAGAAUCUUCAUAUUGUUCCUUUAGCAAAAUAUUAGUUCUUAUUUUUUAAAGGUGAAGGAAAAAAGGGAGGUUCUCUGUGGAUUUGUUAGUCAAAAACAAAUAGCCCUUCUGUAGCAGACUUCAAAACUGAUGCAAAUACUUUCUCUCCAGGAACUGGAAUGAGCGAGCCUGAGGAGGAGAUUUUAUUUUAAUGAUUUUUGUGGAGAGUUUUUAUCCAAGGUUGGAGUUGCAUAUUGUCAAAUUCUUACAAAUACUAAUUUGUAUGGAUUCCAGAGGAUGAGAAGCAAAAAGCCAGGGUCAUCUGAGAAAAGGCCAAAGGCCCUGUGUUAUCGAUAAAGCCCUUGCAUUUGCCUUCUUCUGUUGUCAUGCGCAUGUACUGAUGAUAGAGCAAUCUUUAUAACUCCUACUGUAAAAAUAUAAAUCUUUCAAAACUAGCUUUUAACCUCUGAGAAAACAGAGCCCUGGGCUCUUACUAUUUGCUUGGUAGAAAUCUCCAUGAAGCCAUAUCUAUCUAGCAGUGACCAUGUCCAGCACAGAGCAACCAAGGGAAUUCUUGGGAAGGAGCUUUGUAAUUUCCUUCUACAUCAGACACCAAAUUACGAGCCCAAAAAUAUGGCAAGUUUAAUGGAAAAAAUAUGUUAAUCCCUUAAUGUUGCACCCUAAUUAUAAAUUGCCAUGUUUGUACUUCUAUAAGUAUUUUAAAUAUUGAGAAAGGAAUCAAAAAAGAUACUUUUAAACCUUUAUUGAAAUUCAGACUGAUAUUUAGCAAUCAAGGGGUUAAGCAAUUUGAGUUAUUUUCUUCCUAUAUCUACAAUCAGUAUAGCUCUAUAUUCUUCAGCAGUGCUACACUGUUCUGAUCACCUGAGUCUUUGGCUCUGCGUUACUUAUGAAAUAGUCAGUUUGUGCUUAACGUUUUACAGGAACUAGUUGAUGACACCAGAAUUGUUUAUGCUUGUGUUAUCUCUAAAAAAACUCUAACUGAUACUGUAUAAUUUUAAUAUUAUAACAGUUGGUACUAAAAAUGCAUCUGAUGAAAUAAUGCUAAGAUUAUGCUUUUAUUAAUACAAAUAUAAGACCACUUUCAAAUGAAGAUUUUGUGCUUAGAUCAAUUAUACUAUGCUUAUAAACCACUUCUUACUGUGGAAAUAAUUAGCAGACAACUGAAUGAAGAGAAUCAUAAUUUUAAAAGAAGCACUAAAAAACUAAACAAAUAUAGAAAGAGUAUCUAGUUACUUUAGCAUUAUAUUAGUUUAAACGGAUUUCUUCUUGGCUGUAAAAAAAUGUAAGUUAAAUAAAAAGAGUACUUCUUGUGACUGACAAGGGAAGAAACUACCAGAGCAAAAGCACUCUUUAAUCUUAGCAUUUUCAAAACAUACAGGUUUGGGGGCUGAUCCCACAUUGUGCUGACACCCACUGCAGGUGCUGGCCCUUGAAUAAAUAGAGACUUUUUUGUACUCGUCAUUCCUCACUCUCAUGGUAAGUGUUUUACAAGCGCCUCUGAUGCAAAGACCUAUGGCAGCCAGCAUCGGCGUGCCCGGUCCAUGGCUAUUGGGCCAUGGCAGGACUUCUUUGGCUGCCCAAGGCUGGGGCAGCAGCAGAGGCCUCACUGGUGAGGGUGGUGGGGAGAAAAGGUGGGAGAGACCCUGGCAGGUAGCCCCAAGCCUCCCCGUGCCUUGCAGGGCCUACGCUUGUCUGGUAGGGCACUGUGGGGCCUAUGGCAUGGUGCGCACAAAACCAAGGGGGCGGUCAGGUGUCCUGCUGGAUUUCCUUGUUACAAACACUACCUCAAGGGGAAAGAUGGGCCUGUGAACUAAAGUGAACAAGGCUGUUCGUCUGCAGACCAUGCGGGGUGAAAGCAGUUCAAAAAGUAGAGUCAGGGCUGUAAUGAUAACCAAGUUUAUUCUUUAAAGCACUGAGGAAUGGGAUUGUGCUUCUCAGUGGGAUAGAUAAGUAAGAAAGCAAAGAUUUAAAGCAAAGCAGUGCUCUGUAUGUGUAGCAUGAUAUAUACAAUGCACAAGGCUAUAUCACAAGGAGGCUGAGUUUCCUGAUUUGGUUUUGGACAUUCUGGGUAUGAAGACCCCGGGUUCCUCUGCCUCACCAUGGCAUCAGCUAUGGCCACCUCCAGGCCUGCAGCUGCUUCAAGCGGGCAGAAUAAAAUACUGGGCUGCUGUUUGAUGUGAUGAACACAAUAUUUGUCUGGGUGUUCCUGCUAAAUUUUUGUCUGCUGGGGAAUGGUGAUGAUGUAAAUUGUGACCCAUUACACUUUGCAUUGGGAUUUUGUACACAGUAUGAUAUACUAGGUAGAACAUUUUGUCAGGAAAAACAAAACAAAGAAUUCAAGUAGUAGUUAGAUGAACAUAUGUAAAGUGUGAAAAAGCUGCUGAAGAAUAGAUUACAUUAAACAUUUACCAGCAAGUCAGUAAAAAAUAGUCCUUAUAUACAUUAAAAAUCAUUUAAUGUUCUAAAAAUAAUUUUUAAAUUUACCCAGUAUGUGUUGUACCUUUGAAUCUUAAGAAGCAGCCACUCUUUUAUGUAAACAUAAAAUAUGCCUAUGUUUCUUUUAACUCUGCAGCCUUUUUUUUUCUCCAAAUAAAUUUGUUAAAUUCUGUGCACAAAACAUUACCACAGCCUGCUAUUUAGCCUAUGGUGCCUUAGAGUUACUACAAAUAUUUAACAAAAUGUACAUAAUGUAAAUACUGCCAAAAGAUCACUAAGGCCAAAUAUUUUCUCUAUUCACUUUUUACUGCACUUGCUUUCUAUUGCUCUUUAAGCCUCUUUUAUCCAGCUUUGUAACAGUUACAACAUUGUAGCCAAUGUAAAUGUUUACUUUCAAUAAAUCAGAAUUUGUUCAACAA
Messenger RNA from Oxyura jamaicensis (ruddy duck), 8491 nucleotides. It is a transcript of the gene PARP8, whose product is annotated as poly(ADP-ribose) polymerase family member 8. Gene Ontology annotation, molecular function: NAD+ poly-ADP-ribosyltransferase activity; protein serine/threonine kinase activator activity; kinase binding. Gene Ontology annotation, cellular component: intracellular anatomical structure; membrane; endoplasmic reticulum tubular network. The transcript is spliced from 26 exons. NCBI's taxonomy places the organism in Eukaryota, Metazoa, Chordata, Aves, Anseriformes, Anatidae. Bases 168 to 2966 code for a protein of 932 amino acids. The record is from RefSeq and is a predicted model, not a curated record. Gene Ontology annotation, biological process: endoplasmic reticulum unfolded protein response.